Molecule: messenger RNA, 878 nt
Organism: Pneumocystis carinii B80
Lineage: Eukaryota; Fungi; Ascomycota; Pneumocystomycetes; Pneumocystales; Pneumocystaceae
Exons: 3
Coding region: 44-835 (263 amino acids)
Biological process (GO): nucleobase-containing compound metabolic process
Cellular component (GO): cytoplasm; nucleus
Molecular function (GO): 3'-5' exonuclease activity; nucleic acid binding
Source: RefSeq, a predicted model, not a curated record
GUCAUUUUUUCUGAAAAAAAAGGUUAUAUAUUCAAUUAUUAAGAUGUCUGUUCAGCGUUUAUCAUCAACAUAUUCAAAUGGGGAGAAGAAUGAUAGUUUUGCCAGUAAUAAGGAGUCUAAACAAGUUCCUGAGCCGAAAAAAUAUCGUUAUUGGAGUUAUAUGGAUAUUAAGAAUAGUCAGGGUAAACCUCAAGCUAAGAUACAUUAUAUUUUAAAAUUAUCUGGAGUUCAAGAUGCUAUAUCUCUUCUUAAAGGGCCAUAUCUUGGAUUUGACAUGGAAUGGAAGCCUCAUGGAGAUUCUAAAAUUGCUGUUAUUCAAUUGAGUGAUGCGAAUUCUAUUGUAUUAUUUCAUUUAUCUCAAAUGGAUUUAGAAGGGACAUUUCCUAGUCCUCUUAAAGAUUUGCUGGAAAAUCCAUAUUUUAUAAAAUGUGGAGUUGGUGUAAGAAAUGAUGGUUAUAAGUUAUAUAAAGAUUUUGGUAUUAUUGGGACUGGAUUUUUGGAAUUAAGUCAAUUGGCAAUUACUGUUGAUAAAGAUAAAUGGGAUCCGAGUUUACGUCUUAUAGGGCUUACAAAAUUGGCAGAGGAGUAUCUUGGAAAACCUCUUUUUAAAGGCAGUGUGAGAUAUAGUAAUUGGGAAAAUGAGUUAAUUUUUAAACAAAUGCAUUAUGCUGCUACAGAUUGUUUUGCUGGACUUAAGAUAUUUGAAAGGCUUAAUGAUUUAAGACAAUCAUCUGAUGUUCCUUUAGAUAUCCCAGAACUUAUUGAUAUGCAUUUAGAUCCUUCUGUUAUUGAUGAUAUUCAAAAAAAGGAAAAAGAUAAUAUUAUUACGGCUUGAUAUAUAUAUAUAUAAAUUCUAACGAAUUUAUGGAUAAUCUAAU